GUGUCGAUGAAUUUGUAUUGCGCUGUGUCAUUUUGGCGUAAAGUUUUGUUGAAUAUUGCUUGAGGAAUACCGCCAUGGCCGUGGAAAUGGAACGCGAAAAGGCGCUCGGCGAUUACCGCAAGAAGCUGCUUGAACACAAGGAGGUCGAAUCUCGCCUCAAAGAAAUGCGAGAGCAGCUGAAGGAUCUAACAAAGCAGUAUGAUAAGUCUGAGAAUGAUCUGAAGGCUCUGCAGAGUGUCGGCCAAAUUGUUGGAGAAGUUUUGAAACAGUUGACUGAAGAAAAAUUUAUUGUAAAGGCAACAAAUGGGCCCAGAUAUGUAGUUGGAUGUCGCAGGCAAUUGGAUAAACAGAAGUUGAAGGCUGGAACAAGGGUGGCUUUGGAUAUGACCACGCUCACAAUCAUGCGCUAUUUACCGCGCGAAGUCGAUCCUUUAGUAUACAACAUGAGUCACGAGGAUCCAGGAGAUGUGACGUACUCGGCAAUCGGAGGUCUUUCAGAACAAAUCCGUGAACUGAGAGAAGUCAUAGAAUUGCCGCUGCUGAAUCCAGAGCUUUUCAUGAGAGUCGGAAUCACUCCGCCUAAAGGUUGCCUAUUGUAUGGACCACCCGGAACCGGUAAAACUCUCUUGGCGAGAGCAGUCGCAUCUCAAUUGGACGCCAACUUCCUGAAGGUCGUCUCCAGUGCGAUCGUCGACAAAUACAUCGGCGAAUCGGCGCGUUUGAUUCGUGAGAUGUUCAAUUAUGCUAAAGACCAUCAGCCUUGCAUAAUAUUCAUGGACGAAAUCGAUGCUAUCGGUGGCAGAAGAUUCUCCGAAGGUACUUCCGCCGAUCGUGAGAUCCAACGUACGCUGAUGGAGUUGCUCAAUCAGAUGGACGGGUUCGAUUCGCUGGGACAAGUCAAGAUGAUCAUGGCGACGAACAGGCCCGACACCCUAGACCCCGCCCUCUUGCGUCCCGGUAGACUCGAUCGUAAGAUCGAAAUCCCUUUGCCCAAUGAACAGGCUCGUUUGGAGAUCCUCAAGAUCCACGCCGGACCAAUCGCUAAGCACGGCGAAAUCGAUUACGAGGCUAUCGUUAAAUUGUCGGACAGUUUCAACGGCGCCGAUUUGAGGAAUGUUUGCACGGAAGCUGGUCUCUUCGCAAUCCGUUCAGAUAGAGAGUACGUGAUCCAGGAGGACUUCAUGAAAGCCGUCAGGAAGGUUUCAGACAACAAAAAGCUGGAGAGCAAGCUCGACUAUAAGCCGGUAUAAACUGUUUAACUUAUUCAAUGUGUUUAACUUCUUAAGGUAUCUUUUUUUUUUAAUUUCAACAAAGAAAAUAAUAAUAAAACAACAACAA
Molecule: messenger RNA, 1338 nt
Organism: Nicrophorus vespilloides
Lineage: Eukaryota; Metazoa; Arthropoda; Insecta; Coleoptera; Silphidae
Gene: Rpt4
Product: 26S protease regulatory subunit 10B
Exons: 4
Coding region: 75-1250 (391 amino acids)
Biological process (GO): positive regulation of RNA polymerase II transcription preinitiation complex assembly
Cellular component (GO): proteasome regulatory particle, base subcomplex; cytosolic proteasome complex
Molecular function (GO): proteasome-activating activity; ATP binding; ATP hydrolysis activity
Source: RefSeq, a predicted model, not a curated record